AUGGAGACCGAAGAGGUGUUUGCUGUGCAUUCAAUGCUUCACUUGAUAUAUCAUCGCAACAAAAACCAGCACGGGAAAACGAAAUGGUGGAAGUGGCUAUCCAUCCUCAAACGUGUAACUCUAAACUUGGCGAGAUCUCUCGAUCAGAGACUACUACUGCCAUACGGCGGAAAUUAUUCCCCUAUUGAAUCGCACAAGCGGUAUCUGGCAAUGCAUGUUGUGCCCAGAUGUUAUGUGGAGUUUUCAAGUGUGGUAGCCGAUGGGCAAUUCUCAACACUUGGAACGGUGUUGCUGGCUACGCUUGCCCGUCUUACCAAGGUCACGGGGAUCGACCGUGAUUUGAAGAAGUUGUCCCAAGCAGAGAGCAAAGAGAGCAGGAUCUCUGGUCCCAAUAUCAAAGCUCCUGCUCAAAAAGAGGAUGUAGGAGAGCCUGUUCAUCGAACCGAAGAUCUCCCUAAGCGGGCCAAAGAACCUGAAACUCGUAAUUCCCCUGAGCCAGUUACUCGUCCUCACGACACCGUCAAGAAGGCACGGACGGUGGAAACCGAGGCGCCCAAGAAAAAGAAACGGAAGAAGAACGCUAUUGACGACCUUUUUGCCGGUGUACUAUAG
Aspergillus chevalieri is the source of this 612-nucleotide messenger RNA. RefSeq lists its product as uncharacterized. NCBI's taxonomy places the organism in Eukaryota, Fungi, Ascomycota, Eurotiomycetes, Eurotiales, Aspergillaceae. Gene Ontology annotation, molecular function: rRNA primary transcript binding. Gene Ontology annotation, biological process: nuclear-transcribed mRNA catabolic process, RNase MRP-dependent; maturation of 5.8S rRNA from tricistronic rRNA transcript (SSU-rRNA, 5.8S rRNA, LSU-rRNA). Gene Ontology annotation, cellular component: ribonuclease MRP complex. The record is from RefSeq and is a predicted model, not a curated record. The coding region runs from base 1 to 612 and encodes 203 amino acids. The transcript has 2 exons.